Molecule: messenger RNA, 888 nt
Organism: Coffea eugenioides
Lineage: Eukaryota; Viridiplantae; Streptophyta; Magnoliopsida; Gentianales; Rubiaceae
Product: cytochrome P450 93A3-like
Exons: 2
Coding region: 1-888 (295 amino acids)
Molecular function (GO): iron ion binding; monooxygenase activity; heme binding
Source: RefSeq, a predicted model, not a curated record
AUGCCUCUUGAACACCGUUUGGGACCCCUGAGCAAGCUUGAUCUGUUUGGAUAUGGGAAAAGGUUGAAGAGCUUGAUUAUGAAGUUUGAUACUUUGAUUGAAAAGAUAAUGGCUGAACAUGAAAAUGACAGAAAUUCCGGUGGGAAGGAAAGGAAAGAUAUCAUGGUUCUGCUCUUAGAGAUUUACAGGGAUGAAAAUGCUGAAGUGAAGCUAAGCAGAACCAACAUCAAGUCCUUUCUCAUGGAACUUUUCAUGGCAGGCACAGAUUCGACAAGUGUGGCAUUGCACUGGGCAAUAGCAGAGCUGAUUAACCACCCACAAGCAUUCAAGAAGCGUAGGGAGGAAAUCAACACUGUAGUUGGAUCAACAAGGCUAGUAGAGGAAUCAGAUAUCCCCAAUCUUCCAUACUUGCAAGCCGUGGUCAAGGAAACUCUGAGAUUACAUCCUUCAGCAUCUUUGAUUUUUCGUAGAUGUGACAAAGACUGCAAGAUCAAUGGCUAUGAUGUACUUGCAAAUGAAAGGGUAAUAUUCGAUUUAAAAGCAAUAAUGAGGGACCCAAAUUCGUGGGAAAAUCCCCUAGAUUUUCUACCACAAAGGUUCACAACAGAUUUCGAAGAAAGAUAUGAUCAUUCUAGGAUGGAUGUCAGAGGCCAAAACUUGAGGAUUUUCCCUUUUGGGAGCGGAAGGGGAUGCCCCGGUGCAUCACUAGCUUUAGCAGUCAUUCAUGGAGCCAUUGCCAGGCUUGUUCAGUGCUUUGAUUUUGAAGUCCAGGAUGGGCAAAGGUUAAACAUGGAAGAAGGGUCAGGGUUUUCUGGUGCCAUGGUUCAUCCACUUCUAUGCUAUCCCGUUACGCAUUUGAAUCCUUUGGAGAUUGCUAACAAGAUUUAG